AUGAGUGCUGACGGCACUUCAAAGGGAGUGCAUAUUUUACUAACAGGCUUCGGCCCUUUCAGCGGCGUUGAGGAAAACCCUACGCAAGCUGUAGCCGAGGCUUUGGAAAAUGCCGAAGACAAACAUAUAGGCACGUGUAGCGACUAUGAAGUCUUCAGCUCAGCUGUGGAGGUCUCGGUUGAGGAGUGUGGGCGAGUAUCGAUGGCAAUGAGUAAAAAGGCUGAGGAACUAUCCAAGGCUACAAAUGUCCUUCUACUGCACAUGGGCGUUGAUGCCCAAUGUGAUCACUUGAAACUAGAACGUACGGCCCAUAACGUGGCCACCUUUCGAGUGCCAGAUGUGCGGGGUGCUCAGCUCAGUGGGCGUGAGAUCUUGCCGGGCCAACCCGAGAAGCUGCAAACCUCAGCUGAACCUUCGCGUCGAGCGGGCCGGAGGCAGUUAUUUCCAGACGAGUUCACUCUUAAGACUGCUGCUAAUUCAGCUGCGUUCGCAGCUUAUGACCACAACACCGAUCAUUAG
This is a messenger RNA of Perkinsus marinus ATCC 50983, 519 nucleotides long. Its product is annotated as pyroglutamyl-peptidase i, putative. NCBI's taxonomy places the organism in Eukaryota, Perkinsozoa, Perkinsida, Perkinsidae. The transcript is spliced from 5 exons. Gene Ontology annotation, biological process: proteolysis. Bases 1 to 519 code for a protein of 172 amino acids. The record is from RefSeq and is a predicted model, not a curated record.